CUGAGCGGUGCCUGAGUGCUUCCCUGGAAUUCUCACCAGCAGAAAGCAGCAUGUCUGACCAGAACGUCCGCAACGCUGGCUUCACUCCCUCUGGGAUCACAGGAGGAUCCCUUGCUUCAUCACUGAUGUCCCAAGAAGCCAGAGCCUCUGGGGGAGGUGUGCCUUCUGGUGGCCCCACUUCUACUCUCCAGGAAAUGGGUGCCAGGGGCACAACCCACUCAUCAGGUUAUACCAGCCGCGGGAUCUCUGGUGGAUCCAGGGCCUCUGACACAAUGUCCAAGGAGGCCACAGCUCAUGGAGGUGGAGUUCCCAGGGGAGGCACAACUUCCACUGUCCAGUCCAUCUCCAUGGGUGGAAAAGGAGGAAGACGCUGAAUAGAAGAAAAACAUCAGUCCAAACCUGCAAGCAGUUCAUCCUUCACCAUCAGCUUUGACAAUUUCUCCCCUUCUAUGAUCUCCCUCUUAUGAAAGUCAAAGCCUUCCACAUGCACAAAUAAAGUUUCUGUUAAAAUGA
This is a messenger RNA of Agelaius phoeniceus (red-winged blackbird), 513 nucleotides long. RefSeq lists its product as uncharacterized. NCBI's taxonomy places the organism in Eukaryota, Metazoa, Chordata, Aves, Passeriformes, Icteridae. The record is from RefSeq and is a predicted model, not a curated record. Gene Ontology annotation, cellular component: membrane.